Messenger RNA from Myripristis murdjan (pinecone soldierfish), 2869 nucleotides. RefSeq names its product ArfGAP with FG repeats 2 (gene agfg2). The transcript has 14 exons. The record is from RefSeq and is a predicted model, not a curated record. Lineage: Eukaryota; Metazoa; Chordata; Actinopteri; Holocentriformes; Holocentridae. The coding region runs from base 196 to 1719 and encodes 507 amino acids. Gene Ontology annotation, biological process: spermatid nucleus differentiation; intermediate filament organization; acrosome assembly. Gene Ontology annotation, cellular component: cytoplasmic vesicle; membrane; cytoplasm. Gene Ontology annotation, molecular function: GTPase activator activity.
GCUUGACGCCCCUCCGCUCUGUGUAGACUCACAUAACGUGAAGCCGCAUACGCUUUUCCAUAAUGCGGGCGUGAGGAGGUCCGGUGUGGCGAGCGGAGGGACACUAGGGGCGGACAGCAGCGGGUUUACCGGCCACACCGAGCCUGUCAGGCCUGCGAGGAGAGGCACGGGGCGGCGGAGGGACACGGCGGCACCAUGUCGAACCGAAAACACCGGGACAACCAGGAGAUAUGCGCCCGCAAGGUCCGGGAGCUGGCCCAGUCUGGAGUAAACAAACACUGCUUCGAGUGCAGCCAGCCCGGGGUGACUUACAUCGACAUCACGGUGGGCUGCUUCGUCUGCACGUCGUGCUCCGGAAUGCUGAGAGGCCUCAACCCUCCCCACAGAGUCAAGUCUAUCUCCAUGACAACCUUCUCCCAACAGGAAGUGGAGUUUCUCCAGAACCAUGGCAACGAGGUCGGGAGGAGGACGUGGCUGUGUGUGUUCGACCCAAAGACCGACGGCUGCUCCGACAUGAGGGACUCCCAGAAGUUCAAAGAGUUCCUCCAGGACAAAUACGAGAAGAAGAAAUGGCAUUUUUCCAAAAGUAAGAAUCGGAGGGACGUGGAGGGUCCUUGGAGCCCAGGGGUCCAGGCCUUGCCCCCAUCUCAUGGCCCCCUGGCCGGCCAGCCCCCAGCCCAUACCCUGCCCACCAACUCCAGACCCACAAGGACUCUGUCCCAGUCCCAGCUGCCCUCAUGGGACCGAGCCCCCACUGUGUCUCCAGCAGACAUGAGGACGGACGUGUUCACCGCUCGGCCCUCGCGCUCCCAAAGCUUCAGAGACCCCCCUCUGAAAGAGCCCGUUCUGUGUGGGAUCGAACGGCAGCGUCCCGGCUCGCUGUCCUCUGCGCUGGGAGCUCAGAACCACCCCUCCUCCUUCCCUGCCCUCCCUCGACCCUCAGCAAGUAGCACUUUCAAAAACCACUUCACUUUAGGUCGUACAGUUUCUGCCUCGGGGGCCACGGGGCCCUUCAGGGCCUUCCCCAAAUCUCUCAGUGUGGACUUUGGAGGUCUGAACCAUCCUCAGUCGCAGCCUCUGCCCCAGCCUCACCUGCCUCAGCCACCACCACAACAACAACAACAACAACAACAACAACAGCAGCAGCAGCACCCGCAGCCUGCAGGUGUGGGUCAGACCACACCACCCGUCAGCAGCUCCAACACACAGGACAGGUACGCUGCUGUGUCGCAGCUGGACAGCGUCUUCUCUGACUCAUCGACGGCCACAGCGCCCCCUGGUGGGCCUCCGCAGUACAACGCCAUCUUUGGCAACCGGCUCUCAUCCAGCUCGACUCCUGCCAGUUCCCCCGGGGUUGAUACAGUCUCCAGCUCCCAAACCUUUGCAAAUUUCCCCAACCCAUUCAGCUCCAGCUCCAGCUCCACUUCCCAGCAGCCCGUUGCCCUCUCCCCCAGUAACCCUUUCAACAGCGCCUCAGGAGGUGACUCUAGUGCGUUCGUCACCUCGCCCACCUCAGUUUUCCCUCUGUCCGCAACUUUCCCGGCUCCCGCUACCCAGAAUGCAUUUCCUCACGAGUCCGUGAGCAACCAGGAAGCCAAUGGUUUUGCCUCCUUCCCCCCGUCCGACUCUCAGCCCAAAGUCCCUCGUCCGAUGUCGGUGAACCCAUUUACUGGGAAUGUUUACCCCAGUAGAGGGACGUCGCGGAAUCCUUUCAUCUGAUACUGGCGCCGUGUCACCCCCCGCUCUACCCCUGCCCCCUCUUUUCUCACCCACCCGUCCGUCUCUGGGAACCAAGGGAGGAGGAGGAGGGAGAGAGAGGAGUGAACUUGAGGAGUCGCUGCCAUUUCAAUGCCUCUGAAGUAUUUUCAGCCUCUGGGAGUGAGAGAGAGAGAGAGUGAGGGCUGACAUCAGUGCAGGCUGCCCCCACCCACCCUUGUCUGUGUUUACGUGCUGUGUGUGUGUUUGUGGAGGAAAAAAACAAAACAAAACAAAAAAGGUGUGAAUGUUACUAAAGUGUAUGAGAACACGGCUGCUGUGUUUGCUCCACGUGACAUGUAUCAAAAGUGUUUGUGUGCCAAUAGAAGCCACCUCAGGGCUCUGUGGGCGUCACAAGUGAACGACGCCUCUAUGAUUUUUGACCUGCAGAAAUAUAGAUAUAUAUAUACACACGCACACACACGCACACACAGAUAUAUACACACACUGCUGCUGCUACCUGCUUCCAUCUCCUGCUUAAGUGCAACAACCAGCCCGCCAGUAAAUUCGUCGGCAUCAUCUCCUGCUUGCCUUUUAUUUUUGUUUUCUCGGUUGAGCAAAACGUCCAAAAACCUGUCGAACACUAGCCAUUUGAAUCGGUCCAUGUUUACCAUAUGAUAAAAAGAGAGAGAGAGACUCCUCACAGAGGCUCUGGCACAUGCCGAGUCGCCAUCGAGCCUAUCUUAAGAGAUGGUUGCAACAGCCUUAACAGCCUCCUGAUGCAUGUGAAGAAGAGUUCAAAGACGAAGAUGAAGGCGUCUCUCCAUAGUGGGCGUGUGGAACAUGUUUGCAUUCGUUACUGUUUUGUCGGUUUUCCUUUUUGGAGGAUCAUCUGUGGUUUCCACUCUCAGGCUGCAUGCGCUUAGAGGGCUACAAGGAGAUGCUACUGAAUGUAAAAGCAAUUUCACAAAAUAACUAGAUGUAUAUUCCAUCGCUCCAUUUAAUGGACCAAAUGUUUCCUGUUGUUUUUGGGUGCCAUGGAGGAGAAGAUGAUUUUCAUUUAUUUUGCCAAAAAAACAACAACAAAAAAAGUGAGAGAUCCAUGUAAUGUAAGAAAGUCUUUGUAACGACAAGUCUCCAUGUUCAUAAAAUCAAUUUGUUGCUUCUUAAGUCA